AUGUCUGAUGUAAUUAAUACAGGUCCUUCUGAAAAGGACAAUGUAGGAAACGUGCAAGGUAAAUCAAAUUACCCGCCAAGUUUUGGCAUGGCGACAGAUGUUGCUACAGAAAAACCAGCCGCUUCCGAAACUGUGAUAGCGUGCACUCAGAAAGAACCUUCAAGUUUUGAACACAAGGGAAUUCAGCUUCAGGAGAGUUUGAAAAGCGACCAGGGAAGUCUUAAUAUUAUUGGGCAGGAAGUUGUUAGAAAUGAAGAAAUGUGUGAUUCAAGAGACUCAGACCAUAAGGAAAGAUCAAGUGAUGACAAACUUGUUGAAGAUAAGCGAAUACAAGAUCAAGGAUGCCCUGCUGAAAUUGUAAAACGCGAUCUUCUUGAGGAAAAUCCGAAAACAAUUCAAUUAGGAAAACCGAGUUAUUUAAGCGGUCAACUGCAACAAGAAAAAGAUAUUGAAGUGAAUAAUCAGCAACUAACUGAUGUGGUUGAGCAGGAUACUUCAUGUAGUGAAAACAAAGAUGUUAUUGACUCGGUCACUGUUGAUAACUGUGAGAAAAGAACAAAUGAGGAUAAACUUGAAAAAGAUACACCAAUGGAAACAGAGGAAUACAGCAACCAAUUGUAUGGUUUCUUUUGUAUUGUUUAUUAGUGGCAUAACAUCACGUUUUAGUAAAAUUCAACUGGUGGUCUAUUAUCCAUGCUGCAUGUUGAUUGAUUGAGCUACUUUUAGGCUAUAGUAGUAGCAAAAAGCGCCGGAUUUUUGGCGGCAAAAAAGGAUUUAAGUCUUACUUUAACUAGCUAAAGUUGUUUUGUCUCGCUAUUUUUAGUUGGAUUUUAUUAAAACAAUUAUUCCUCUCGCCCUCAUGGCCUCUGAGUCAAUAGCCUAUUCGGCCUUCGACCUCAAGGGCUAUUGACUCAGAGCCCAUUCGGGCUCAAUUGUUGAUUAACCUGUGAACAGGCUCUCUGAGUAGCCCCCUGUCUGCUCAUGCUUUCUAGAUUUCUUUAUUAUUAUAUACUCCACAAGAGGGCCUGUUCACACUUAACAUAAUUUUAGGAUUGUGUUCCAAGUUUGUUUAACACUAACCUAAGGCUGUCAGAACUGGAGUUUGAGCAGUGUGUGGAAGAACAAUCUGAAAUCUGCACAAAGGGCAAUGGACAGGAGAUACUACAGACACAGUACACAUGCACAAGGAAAGUAAAGAAAAUUGUCAGGCAAAUUGCAUCAAUUAAAGGGGAGUGGGCUGGGCAUGUCACUGCGCUAUAGAUAACAGACAAACUCUGAGGGUUACUGAAUGGUGUGUUGGGGAGGGUACAAGGUUUGAGAUGCUGGCAUUAUGACAUUGUUGAAGAAACUGCAUGACUGACCGAGAAUAGAUUGGCGAAAGACCGAAGGCUACAUCCGCCUGUGCAUAGACAGAGCCAAAAUAACUAACUAACUAACUAACUAACUACUCAUGAAGAUUUCUUGGUACAUUUUUUUUUUUUCUUUUUUGCAUUACAGAGUUUCCACAAUUAGAUACAACUUCACAACUUCACCCGAGCAAGUGACAGGAGCUUGGCAAGAUUUUGAAUCACCAGCGUCAAACUUUCUAAAGGGUUGCAAAUGGUAGGUAACUCAUAAAUUAUGGGUGGGAAAAAAGAGGGGGGCACUGAGAAGGGAAGGGAGGGUGGUGGGAGGUACAAUAGGUUAAAUGCUGCCUGGUUAGCUCAGUUGGGACAGUGUCAGUCUUCUGAGUGGGAGGUCGCGGGUUCAAUCCCUAGCCAGACCAACACUCUGGGUCUUUAAAUAACUAAGAGGAGAGUGCUGUCUUGGUAAAGACACCUGCCAAUGGUUAGACUUAGUGCUUUUUUGCUGUUGUAAUUCUCAGUGUUCUUCGUCUUCUAGGGCUAGAAGACAAAAGAGAGUGAGAAUUAACCUAGGUUAACAAAUUUUAACCGAAAAUCAAAUUUGACCUGUAACAUAUAUAUACAUGUUAUUGGUCUGAGGUUACAGUAACAUUUUAUGAUUUUUAGGUUGAUUCUCAAUUUCAGUUCCUUUUAAUUUACUGUCUGCCUGCCCUAACCACUCAUGAAUUAGAGUUACAAGACAAAGGAAAUUAGGAAUCAGACAACAUUGGAAAAUUCUAACCUGAAUUGAAUUUUGACCUAUAACAUACAUACUGCUAACUCUUUACAAAGCGUCCCCAUUUUAUCCUUUUCCCACCAUCUUAACAUUCUACAAUUUUACAAUCUCCUUACCCAGUCUUUCCCUUUUGUUUGUUUACCCAAUCUAGGUCACCUGAUGGUUCAUGUGUACUGACAAACAGUGAUGACAACGUGUUGAGAAUAUUUAACCUUCCUGUGGACUUGUAUAAUGGGACAGCUGUGCAUGGACUGUCAGAAAUGGUAUGUAUAUAGUUUGAUUCACACCAUAGGUAGCUUAUGUCACCACGGCAUGCUUAUGUACUGUAUUAUCAAUAAUCCUCAAAUGUCAGGGGUAGGUUUUACGCAGUAAAUGUAAAUGUAUUAAGUUUAUUGUCCUGUACAUUGCUUUAUGAAGCUUUCUACCUCUGCAAAAUGGAACAGAAUGGCAAUUACACCAAAUUACUCUGUUGCAUUAGCUGUUCAUGAUAUCUGCUUUAAAGGGAACCUCCACUUCAACAAAAAGAUAACUUUAAAUCACAGGAAAUAACUGUUACAGUCAAGUCAAUCUAAAAUAUUUUUAAAGAAAGCGUUUGUAUCCGAAAGAAAUAACUUUUAGAUUCGCCUAUUUUUGUUUUCAAAUUUUGCGGGCGUCGCCAUCUUGAAUAAUUGUGACGUGUAAUGGUUGCCCCAUUGUUAUUAAACAAAAGCUCUUUGUGUCAGAACAAUAGAGCAACCGUAACACGUCACAAUAAUAAUUAUUCAAGAUGGCGGCGCCCGCGAAAUUUGAAAGUGAAAAUAAGCGAUUUUAAAAUUCACUUUUCCUGAUAUAAACACUUUUUUUAAGACAAAUUUCGAACAAAUUUGUUUAUCAACAUAAUUUUAUUCGAUUUAAACUUAUUCUGUAGUAAGAGUGGAGGUUCCCUUUAAAGUUAUCACAACAAACUGACCUAGGACUGAUAAACUUUACCAACUUCCAAAAAUGAUCAUUCCCUUUCUGACAAUUCCUCCAAUCUCUAUAAAGUACUACUCCUUAAAAUUUCUCCAAACUGAUAUUUCAUCCUUAAAGUUAUCUGAUUUGUAUUGACAGUGCACAGGUCAUAAGAAUGACAUACUGGUCACCUGACCUGUGGACAAGGAAAGCUUUUUUGGAGCAAAUCAAAGACAUUGAAUAUUUAAUUCAUUUCUUUAUGAUUAUUUGACUCUCCUUUUUAUUUCUGUAAUAUCCAGGUCUUUUAGUCAAUGUAUAAAACUUAACCUAAAACAUUUUUAACAUAAACAUUUUUAUAUCUCCUGCAACAGGUAUCUGUAUUGCAGAUGCCUGAGGGUGAGACUGUCUACGAUUAUUGUUGGUAUCCAUUUAUGUCAUCACUUGACCCAGACACAUGUUGGUAAGCAUUUGAUAAUCAUUUAUCUCACCCGGUCCCAAUACAGUGUGUUCUUAAUUCACUCGCAUGCAGUGUUACAGCCUCAGUUGCAAGCAUCCCUAUUAUAAGCUAACCCCACAUUGCAAACCGGUAAUAUCAGGUAGUAAUAAUUUUGGAGAUGACCAAGAUGACACCACAUUGUAUCAUAAUGUUCAGGUUGGUCAAAAUCUAGCUUGCUCAGCUCCCACAUUGCCUAAAUGUCAAGAAGGCUAAACAAUUGUAAACAUGAUGCAUAAGUUAGUGGAGACAUCUUCUAUAUUCUGUCAAACAUGAUUAAUGAUAUUGUUACAGGUGCUAGUGUGGAGGUGUGUGUGGCCAGGUGGUUAACACCUCAAACUCCAGAUCUAGAGGUCCGGGGUUUAAGCCUUGCUUGUGACGUUGUUCCCUUAGACGAGGAACUUUACUCCACUUUGUCUCUCUUCACCCAGGUGUAUACAUGGGCGCUGGCGACAAACUGCUAGUUUGUGACAGACUAGCAUCCCGUCCAGGGGGGAGUAGCAAUACUCCUAGGCAUGCUUCAUGCUAAAUAAACAGCGAUAAGCUCCGGCUGUUUGGGCCUUUGGCUUGUGAACGCCUUUACCUUAACCUUUUUACCUACAAGUGUUAGUGAGCAUUCCAUUCCUUUCUGUUUCUGUAGUUUGUUGAGCAGCAGUCGUGACCAUCCAAUUCACAUGUGGGAUGCUUUCACUGGUUCAAUAAGAUGCACUUACAGAACUUACAAUCACUUGGUAAAUUCUCCUUCUAUAUUUUGUAAUGAUGUUAUCUGCCAUGAUUUAUCAUUAUAUACAGUCAACUCUCUUUAUAGCAGACACUGUAAGGACACAAGUUAGUAUCCUCAUAAGCGAGAGUCCGUAAUAGUGGGAGUUUAUUUCAGUCAAACGUCUGCAAGUUAUAUUUGCCUGGGAUUUAGCUUCUGUCCUUUAUAGUGGGGUGUCUACAAGGCGAAAGUUGACUGUAAUGUGUAGGUCCUUUGUUAAAGCCCGGUAUGAAUUGGCAAAAUCCAUUGCUUUAUAGUUAUGAUUUUUCCCUAAUUAUUUAUUUUGUUAAGUGGAAAUUUCAUUAAUAAAUUUGUAAAUCCAGCCCACCAUUUUUGAACAUUUUUAUCCCCCCAGGAUGAAUUAGUUGCUGCGAACUGUUUGUCGUUUAAUCUUGAUGGCAGUUGCAUCUAUGCUGGUUUCAACAAGAUGGUUAGAAUAUUUGAUACAGCUAGACCAGGACGAGACUUCCAAGAGAGACCAACCACUGGUACGUUUAUUCUCGCCUGUUUUAGGCAGUCAGAUAGUGGAGAGUGAUGAAAAAUGGAGAGCGGAGGAAAAAACACAGAAAAAAGGGAAAGGAGCAAGAAGGAAACCUUCUCCACCCUCACCUGCACAGGAAAAUGACAGACUUGAAAGAUUUUGUUGAGUGUAGUAAAAUAGUGUCAGGAGGCAUAUGUCCUGUGAAAGAGUCAACCAGAACUGUCCUGUUAGUUUAUGUUGCAGUUAAAAUCCGUUCGCAGGUUAAACCAGUGUUUAGCUUAGUUCGACUCAGAAUUUCCCGCUUCUCAGCCCUAAUUAUUCGUAGGAGAAAAAGGGAAUUUAUUUUUAACCUGAGAACCAAUUUUAGCUACCACAUUUCCACUUGAGGAAUUUCACGAGCACCACACGUUUUCAGUGGUGACCAGCCAUAAUUUUUUUUCCUCAGUCUCUAGAAUUUCUAGGAAACAUACUAUCACACGUUUCUUUCCUUUGUUAUUUCAGUAAAAAAGGAAGGCCAAACUGGAAUCAUCUCAAGCAUUGCGUUUAGUCCUGACAACUCCGGAAUGUAUGCUCUGGGCUCCUACUCUAAAUCAGGUAUCAAUCAGAAAAACGUUGCCGCAACGAAAAGCACUCAACCACAGUACAUCAUUUGUAUGUUUAAUCUGAAGAGAAAUACAGGGAGACGAAGCUUAAAACUUGACCUGCUUUAGCGUUAACCGGCGUUCUCUCACAAGCACCCAUCCUUAACACUCUGUUGGAUGGAAUGUUUACACCAGCGAACAAACUUCGCCUCUGCCGUAGUAGGAGAUUCCAUUUCUAAGUUUACUUUAGUAGCGCAGUCUUCUUGACACAGCAGCUAAUAUUCCUUCUCAGUAAUGAGUAUACACAAGCUGUUGCGAAAUACCUUGAAAAUAGCCAUCCUGACGAAUUUGUCCAUAUUCGCUAUAUUUGCCAAACACAGUUAUUAAUGUAAAUUAUUAUUCAUUCAAAAUAUUUCCCCUAUUCUUAUUGGCUAAAAGCACACGUCUAAUUCACCAUAAUCAGUUACUGAUGACCAAAUUUGGAAGAAAUUUGACUUUAACGAGGAAAUGACGUCAAAAAUGCAGCGUUUUCGCAGGUUAAGGCACCGUUAACCGAGAAGACCUGGGGACGAGGUUGAGUUGUUUUGGUUGUGAACUUGAAAAAAUGGCGGACAUUUCACUCGUUUCAAGAGUAAGAACUAGGCGAAAAAAUAGCUAAAAACAUGGCAAGAACAGCAAGAAGACAACUCGAAGGGCGACAUCUGCUAUUUGGAGAAUAUUUGCGGAGCUGGACAAACCUAAACGUGCACUAUCGAAGAUGAUCAAUGAAUCGAUGAAGGUAAGCAUGUUUUAGCUAUGUUUUUAAACUAGGAAUUAUUUUGAAUGAAUAAUAAAACAGUUAUUGAAUUCGGCUUUCGUAUCAUAUGAAGAAUUAUGGAGAUCUCGGAGGGUGUUAUCCGCCUCGGCCUACGGCCUCGACAGAUAACACCCUCCUCGAUCUCCAUAAUUCUUCAUAAGAUACUCAGCCUCAUUCAUUAACUGUUAAAUAAGUGACUAAAGUAGUCAUAGCUGAGUUGGUAAUUGUGGCAAGUUGUGGCCGCUAUAAUUUCAUCAUAAGACCAAAUCUUUUGAACUUUAAAACCUCGUUCAUUGUCGAAGAAAGGCCGUGGUGAAACUUUUCCAAAGCCGAAACAAAUUUGCAUUUGAGAAUAUGAGAUGAGGAGGGAAUAAAAUAUUGUUUCGUAAAGCUCAACUGUACAGCUCAACCUUUUUGAUAAAUACAUUUUGCCUUUUUAGUUGGUGUGUACUCAGAAUCGGAUGGCCAGCUGAUAUUUUUGCUCCAAGGACAACAGGGUGGGGUAACGCAUGUCAUGUUCUCUCCUGAUGGCACGAAAUUGUACAGCGGUGGCAGAAAGGUAUUGAGUGAAAGAACUUCAAAUAACAUUGCACCCAAAGUUAGAUAGCCUCCCCGCAGACGUCCUUUGAGGUUCGUUUGUCACGCAUUCAUUUCUCCGCCACGGACGGUCCGUGGGGGAGAAAUGAAUGCGUGACAAACGAACCCCAAAGGACGUCUGCGGGGAGGCUAAAAGUUAGAAUGAGACCAGUGUUGCAGGAUUGUCCACGGGUUAGCUUGCGUAGCUGGCGUUAUUGUGUAGUAGUCGAGUGAGAUUUGGCGGCGGAGCCGUUGUAAUAUAGUCGAGUGAGAUUUGACGGCGGAGCCGUCACGAGCGGCGAAGCCGCGAGAAAUACCGCGGUAUUUCAACCGCCUCGUCCCUACUCUCUUUUUUUGGAACACGGCUCCGCCGCCAAAACUUUAAUCUCGCACCCACACAAUACCGCCAGCUACGCAGGCUAUCCACGGGUUAGCAAAUUACACGCGAGCAAGUGAGGCAAACGCGCGGGGUGAUCCCGCGCUUAACAAGCUUACUUGUGCGGCAAUCUCAAGGGUCUCCUAGCCUUCUAAUCCAAAAUUUAAAAAGGGGACAAAGUUUGCGUUCUUGGUGAAAAUUAAAAGCACUGCUUAACACUUUCCUGUUGUGCUUUUAGAUGUUAUGUUGUUGUACCAGUAGUUUUACUUUGGGGUUAUAAACUUUUAAAAUUGAAUGUAACUUUCCAAAUAAAGGCUCUCAAAGAACGUUUUCUUUGAUGCCACGUUUAGGGAGUUCGGCUCUUUUGGCAGUGCAAAACGUAAGAAAGUGGCGAAAGAGUUUAUGGCCAUGACUAGAAAUCAUAGCUAGAUUACGCAGAAAUAUUACACGGCGGAGGGUGUUACAGCGCCCUCGAUCUGCACAGUUCUUCAUAUCAUACUCGACCUGAUUCAAAAAUGGUUUAUUUAUGCUCUAUGUUUACGUUUUCUUACUUUCACUUUCGAGUGUGCAAUCCGUGAUUAGUAAUGCCUACCGCAGACUUGGCUUACGGAGUGCAUUCAGAUAUUGUUUUUGCUUUACAUACAGGACGAUCCGAGCUGGCCCAGUCUGCCGGGCUGGGUCGCUUUGUCAAGUUGCCGAGCUGGCUAACAAAGGUUUUGUUUAGUUUAUUUAGUUUACUCAGAAGCUUCUGGUUUAGUUCAGCUGAGAUCUCGGAAACGCUCCGGCAAAUCGGCCCAGCCCGAGUCAAAUAAUCAAUUAAGUGUAAUCUACAUUCCUCUGCAUUGUACGCGUAAAAUGGUUAGCACCCUAAAAUUGUUUCACGUUAUACAGUAACGUUUUUACUAACUUGCACCUUCAUUGUGUCGGAUAGGAUGAUGAAAUCAUAUGCUGGGAUGUUCGUAACCCUGGCACAGUUCUGUACUGCAUGAAUCGUUCGGUGGAUACCAAUCAGAGAGUCUACUUCGAUAUAGACAGGUAACUGUCCAACGAAGGCAAUAAUCGACGAGUUAGACGCUUAAAAAAACACGUUGCUUUGAUUUCACUUUGGCUUUAUUGCCAUUUGUAAUUCGUUUCGGUUGAAGCUCCCUCUUUUUAGCCGGUUGGUACUAGCAAAUUAUACUAUCCUUCAAUUUCUGAUUGUAUUUGUCUCAAUAAGGUGUAAUGUGGUUCACAUCUUUUUAGUUAAAAAAAAAAACUUUAUGAGACAUGCACGCUACACCAUUUUCAGUCAAUAGAAAAAAAGAAAAUUCCCUUCUUUUCCAUGAUCUCUUAUAAUUAACUUUUUCCACUUAUCCAGUGACCUCCACCAUUAAAAUGUCUCUUUGUCUUUUGACACUCUGUUUUUCUAGUGUUUCAACGUAAGCAAAACUCAGAACACCACAAUGUUCUUAGCCUGCGUAGCAAACGUUUCUGAUGGAGUUAUUACACAAAAAAGUGGAAGAAGUGGGAGGAGAGAAGAGGAAACUCCCUUUCUCCCCUCCUUUGUCGGCGAACUCGCGCGGAAACUCUUGCUACGCAAGCUACGAUGUUCUGACCUGUUAUCACGCCUGAUGGCUUACCCACUAAGUAAAACCCAGCUUCAUUAGCUUUAAUCUGGACACUGAGCCGCUUCUCAGAAAUAUUACACUUGCCUUCCACCUCUUCGGCGCAGGUCUGGACAAUACAUCAUAUCUGGUAACGCCGACGGUACUGUUUCUAUCUGGGAUUCAACAAAUCCACCAGUAACCAGUGAAACAACAACAGAAGCAACACUUCAACCUGUCAUGCAGUUUGUAGCCCAUGGAGACUUUGUGAAUGGUGUCAGGUGAGUAUUCUUGUUUACAAGCCUAACGGAAUUUUUUUCUUCGCCGUUCCAGUCCCGUCCAGGCUUUGCACAGUCUUGAAAAGUCCUUGAAUUUUCUGCAGCUUUGAAUGUAGUGGCCUGAAAAGUGUUUUUCAACGCUUUUUGGUUGUCCAAGACAGAAUAUAAAUCGUAAGCUCAGAGAACUUAAAGUGAUUUACAUAAAGCGUUUUUUGUUAUAUACAAUAAUUGACUAUGAAUAUAAGACAAGUGAACUGAAAAAUGUAGAGAAGUUGGUGGAGCAAACAGUUCAAGCCUUAAAAUCCUGUCGGAAUAUACUGGGAAUGUGCAUUUUUGUACAAUCUGUGAAAUUACAUUCCCGGUAGGUGGUCCUUGAAAAGUCCCUAAAAGAUGGUUACAGUUAUUUGUAUGAACCCUGUCCGUAUCUCGAGGGUACCGGCUAUUACCGGGCCGGAAGGCUGUUAAUAGUUACGUGUUUGUGUUGGAGGUGUUAAUAGUUUCCUUCAAAACGAUUCUAUUAGAUUAUCAGAUACAGAAACAAGAUGGACUGACGGGGGGCUAGAACGCGCAUUAACAUUGGAUUUAGAUUUUAAAAUAUGGCAUCUGGCCCGAAAGUUACCGGAGGGUCUCAAUGAGGUUAACUGUCAGCCGUAGCCUGCGUUGCAACCGGCCCACGCACUCGUCUAAACGAUUUGUAUAGUCCGUGACGCUCUAUAUAGAAGGUUUAGAGCGUCUGCGACGCCUGUAAUGUCAGCCAUUAAACAGCCUAAAAAUACCGUUAACCUUGAAAAAUGUAGCCUGAAAUUCAUCCGAUUGCUUCGAGUCGUUUUCUCCUGUGAGGGAGUAAUAACGACUCGAAGUAAUCGGAUGAAAUUCAGGCUAUGAAAAAUGCACAUUAAGAUAAAAACGGUCAAGAAGUUUUUAAGUAUUUUAUAUCUCACUUCUAAUCUUUACGGGAUUCUGUCUCCUGAAGAAUCUCUAACCUGGAAAAACCAGUUCCCAUGAUCUAAAAAACACUCUUUCUAGACCUUACAAGGCCACACGGCUUGCUUAUAUCUGAAUAUUUUGAAAUUUCAGUUUCCAUCCCAGUCUUCCCCUGCUGGCGACAACCUCUGGCCAGCGGCAGUUUGCAGAGCCUGGUUCGGACAGUGAUGAGGAUCACGUCAACGCAAUGGAUCAAGAUACUGGGAUACAAGUGGAUAAUUCACUAAGAAUAUGGACAGGUGCGUGA
Molecule: messenger RNA, 10203 nt
Organism: Porites lobata
Lineage: Eukaryota; Metazoa; Cnidaria; Anthozoa; Scleractinia; Poritidae
Source: the annotation of a GenBank genome assembly